Messenger RNA from Drosophila subpulchrella, 2679 nucleotides. RefSeq names its product protein KRI1 homolog. Gene Ontology annotation, biological process: endonucleolytic cleavage in ITS1 to separate SSU-rRNA from 5.8S rRNA and LSU-rRNA from tricistronic rRNA transcript (SSU-rRNA, 5.8S rRNA, LSU-rRNA). The transcript has 4 exons. The record is from RefSeq and is a predicted model, not a curated record. The coding region runs from base 73 to 2613 and encodes 846 amino acids. Lineage: Eukaryota; Metazoa; Arthropoda; Insecta; Diptera; Drosophilidae. Gene Ontology annotation, cellular component: nucleolus; 90S preribosome.
UAUUUUACAUUCGGCUAUUAUCGUAAACACGUGUGGAAGUUUAUAAAAUAAUCCGGGAAAAUAAACAAAAUUAUGAAUAAUAAUCUGUUCGAGGGAUCCGACGACGAUGGGGAGGACCUGCAGUUGUCCACCAACAAGGACUAUGCCAAGACCUACAACAUCCUGCGCAAAAAGGAGCUGCUACAGAAAUAUAAAGAUCGUGGCUUGGAUGUAUCCGAGUCGGAAUUCGAUAGCGAUAGCUCGUCCUCCGAGGAGGACGAGGUGGACCCCAAAUUCGACCAGGACUUCUUCAAGACACUUUCCUCGCUGAAGAGUAAAGAUCCACGGAUUUACGACAAGGACGCGAAAUUCUUUAAUGAAUCCUCCAGCGAUGAAGGGGAUAAGGAUGAGGAAUCCCUAAAGAAAAAGAAGAAAACCAAGCCGGUCACAUUGAAGGACUACGAAAGAAAGGUGAUCCUCGAGCACAAUGGCAAGUUCGAGAGUUCGGAUGAGGAGCAGCAGGAGAAGGAGCAGGAGGAGUUCCAGAGGGCCCAGUCACCCACUGCCGUGGAGGAGGAGAGGCGUCUUAAGGCCGAGUUCCGGAGUGUGAUGAACCAGGAGGACGAUGGCGAGGAUGAGGAGUUUGGCGGUAUCUUUAAGAAGCGCAGCAAGACCAAGGAGCAAACGGCUGCCGAGGAGGCGGACUUUGCCAAGUGGCUGGCGGGAAAGCAGGAGGAGAUUGAGCAAACCGACAAGGAGCAGUUGGAGCCCCUGAAGCAGUACUGGAACAGCAGUAAGCUGACGCAGGGCGAGAGUUUUCUCAGGGACUAUAUCCUGAACAAGGGCUAUGCCAACACGGAUGCGUCCGCCAUUCCCACCUACGAUGAGAUCGUUGGCGAAACUGCACCACUUUCCGAGGACGAGCAGGAACUGGAGAAGCAGGCCGAGUUUGAACACAAGUACAAUUUCCGCUUUGAAGAACCGGAUGCGGACUUUAUCAAGCGCUAUCCACGCACCAUUGAACAAUCCAUUCGUCGCACGGAUGACAAGAGGAAAGAAAAACGCAAGGAGCUAAAGGAUCGCAAGGAUCAGGAGAAGCAACAGAAGAUGAAGGAACUAGACCUGAUCAAGGAAAUAAAGCGCAAGGAGAUCGAGGAGAAGAUACGAAAACUGAAAGCCGUCACGGGCAACGAUGAACUCGGUUUCCGGGACGAAGAGCUCGAGGAGGACUUCGAUCCAGCGGCCCACGAUAGGCGAAUGCAGGAGCUCUUCGACGAUGAGUACUACAAUGUGGAUGAGGGCGAGGAGAAACCCGAAUGCCCUUCGGACAUCGACGAAUUGGUGCUGGAAGAUUGGGACAACUACGAUCCCAGGCAGCAUACUAAUGACGGCGGUCAAGAUUACGAUGGUCACUGCGAGGACGAGGACUUCAACAUGGACUGCGACUACGAUCCGUCCACGUCUAAGCAACAACUCCAACAAGAGCUUAUCGAAAACACGCGCGGUCGCAAAGGACGCAAGGGCAGGCGGAAUCGCUUCAUGGAGAUGAUCCAGGCGGAGAAGCCGGCAUUCAAUCCCGAGGACGAGAAGACCUACAGUGAGUACAUCGACGAGUACUAUCAAAUGGACUGCGAGGACAUCGUUGGAGAUCAGCCGUGUAGAUUUAAAUAUGUGGAAACCACACCCAAUGAUUUUGGUCUGACGAUAGAAGAGAUCUUGCUGGCCAAGAACAAGGAGCUCAACCAGUGGGCUAGCCUUAAGAAAGCUGUCCAAAACAGGCCGGAACAUGUAGAGAAAAAGGAGCAACGUCUGUACAAGAUGAAGGCCAAGAACGAAGACCUAAAGCGAAAGAUAUUCAAGAGUCUGUAUGGCGAAGGAUCUGAUGAUGAGGAUCAGCCAGCUGAAGAGACAGCAGAGACAAAACCAGAUGAAGCGCCAGCUCCAACUGAAACUUCUCAAGCCCCAACGGAAGUCUUAUCUAAAUCAAAGAGGAAACGUCUAAAGCGGAAGGCUGCCGCAUCAGCAGCAGCGAGUUCCCCACAGCUUCCAAAAGAGGAACCCAAGCCAGCGACAGAAGACAACCAGGCAGAGGAAAACAAAAAGAAGGACGAUCCGCCUACUAAGAAGAGUAAAACUGAAACUAAGAGCUCCGCACAGAAGACAGAAAAUACGAAACCCAACAAUGCCCUUGCCAAUAACAAAAAAGAGCCUAAAAAUGCAGAAAAUGGAUUCAAAAAACCACAAAAUCAAACUCCAACUAAACCUGAACAGACAAACUCCAGCAAUACUAUCAAAAAUGCGGAAGCUGCCCCUACAAAAACCGAAAAAUCAAAUGGAAAUAACCCGUUCAAUAAACAAAAUGGAAAACCCAACCCGAGACAGCAGCUGCCACCAAUUCAUAAAAACCAAGGGGACAAUAAAAAGUCACCCAAGAAUGCAACAGGUGCCAAUCCCUUCAAGAAAUCCAACCAAAAAGCCAGCGGUCCCUUCCCAGCCAAGAAAACGAAUAACUUCAAGGCGAAAAACAAAGUAAAUAAUACCACCAAUGGAAUAACCGACGAUCGAUUGAAGGCCUACGGCAUAAAUCCCAGAAAGUUCCACAAGCGGGAAAAGUAUGGCAAGAAAGAUAAGUAAAACGCCAGAUUAAAUCUAAUAGUAAUAGUAGUUAUACAUUUUGUAGUUACAUCUUAUGUACAUAUA